ACCGGAUUCCGGUAAUCUCUCUCCAAUUUUCCGUACCCUUCUUCACAAACCGCUUCAUAUAUAAAUAAAUUCUCUCUAACGACCCUCCUCCUUUACCCUUUCUUCUUCCCUAUAAAAAGCCUAUUUAAUCCUUGCUCUCUCUCGGUGUGAGAUCAUAUAAUAUGGCUGACGAUGAGGAUUUCCAAGGUGCAGCAGGGAUUUGCGGUGAGAACUGGUGGAGGAGUAUUGAUUCAACAAGGAGUGUGUUUCCUCCUCUAACCUCAUCAUCAUCACCAUGUUCAACUUCACCUUGUUCCGUGGCACCACCCACCGACACUAGAACUUGGCCAAGUAGUGAUGAUCAUCAUCAUUGUUUCAUGGAUUUGAAGGCACCGGCGUGUGAUAUUAUUAGUAACACUAAUAAUAAUAAUUACCAUAUGAGUUUUCAUGAUGCACAAGAGAAGCCACACAACAACAAGACUACUACUAAUGAAUCACAAAGUGGAAGCAUGUUGAUCGAUUCAACCUUCCAAAUGAUGGGUUUUGGCUUGUCUUCACCCAAUUGGGAUCAUCAAUCUCUGUUAGACAAUAAUAAUUCACAAAUAAUCCAAAAGGAUUAUUGGAGCAGAAAGAACUUUGGAACCCAACAACAACAAGUUUCAAGUACCAUGGAUGUUUUCAAGCGCAUGAACAACCAAGAAUUUUCCUCAUCAACUUAUGGUUACCCGUCAUCAACACUGAUUCAAACAUUAUAUGAUCCACAGCAGCAGCCACAGCGCUCAUCAUCAUCAUCAUCAUCAUCACUUUUCACCAACCGUUCCAUGUCCUAUUCAUCAUCUUCUACAGUUAAUUAUCAUCAUGCCUCCGAUGAAGUGUCACUGUCACCAAUCACAUGGCCUAAACUCUUUUCUUCUUCUUCUUCUUCAUCAUCAUCUUCUUCUUUAUCACUACUUCCCCCAAUGGCAAAGCACCCUGACAAUAACAAUAACAAUAUUGGACUUCACUUUUCCAACAACAACACCCCUUUCUGGAACGCUUCCUCCGACGCACUUCACGACAUUAGAGCAGGUGCUUUUCCUUUUGAAGAAGAAGACAACAAACCCAAUUCCCCCAUUAUUCUACUCAACAAGCUUAAGAGCGAAGAAUUGUGUGUGGACUCGGAAAAGAAAAAUAAUAAUGUUUGCUCAUCACCACCUCCAUUAAAAAGGGCAAGAAUUGAAACUCCACCCCCUUUACCAACUUUUAAGGUUCGGAAAGAGAAGUUAGGGGACCGAGUUACUGCUCUUCAGCAACUGGUUUCACCUUUCGGAAAGACCGACACUGCAUCCGUUCUCCACGAAGCCAUUGAGUACAUCAAGUUUCUUCACGAUCAAGUUAGCGUAUGUUUUGAGUACUCCAUAUAUGAAGAGUGGAGCUUCCAUUCAACCCAAUCAGGAAUGUAAUGAUUGGAAAGAGUCACCAGAAGUGGCAAAACGAGAUUUGAGAAGCCGAGGGCUAUGUUUGGUACCAAUUUCAAGCACAUUCCCGGUUGCUACGGAGGUGAGUGCUGAUUUCUGGACGCCAACAUUGUCAUUCGGAGGAGCACUUCUAAGAUAGAGAGAGAAAAGACAAUUUUGCAUGUGUGAGAGGAGCUAGCGAGGGAGGAUCGGGAUUGGGGGUUGUUGAAGAGGAAAAGCUACCAAGACAAGAAAAUAGAGAAAAGAAAGAAAAGAAGGGAAAGCAACAAAGUGAGAAAGAAACAAGAAAUUAAAGUAAGUGACCCUUCAAAAUGCUGGGCCAGGCUAUACAAGCAGAAUGAUGUAGCCUGCCAAGUGAUUAGUGACCACUCAAACAUUUUAAGGUUAAUAACCACCAUCACUAUAUAUGGUCGGUGACACCGGGUAGGAACAAGUGCUAAAUUCAGCCACAAUUAACAUUACAUUAUAGAUAUAUUAAAACUUUAAUUUGUUGUUGUUGAGGGGCAGAAUUUAGCAGAUGGGGUAGUUAAUAAGGUGCCUUUUGUUCCUGCUCAUUCCUUUUUAUUUCCUUUUAUUACUAC
Molecule: messenger RNA, 2017 nt
Organism: Arachis stenosperma
Lineage: Eukaryota; Viridiplantae; Streptophyta; Magnoliopsida; Fabales; Fabaceae
Product: transcription factor bHLH112-like
Exons: 7
Coding region: 162-1421 (419 amino acids)
Biological process (GO): regulation of transcription by RNA polymerase II
Cellular component (GO): nucleus
Molecular function (GO): RNA polymerase II cis-regulatory region sequence-specific DNA binding; protein dimerization activity; DNA-binding transcription factor activity, RNA polymerase II-specific
Source: RefSeq, a predicted model, not a curated record